Messenger RNA from Chrysoperla carnea, 2013 nucleotides. RefSeq lists its product as uncharacterized. The coding region runs from base 19 to 1095 and encodes 358 amino acids. Gene Ontology annotation, biological process: positive regulation of fibroblast growth factor receptor signaling pathway; signal transduction; positive regulation of epidermal growth factor receptor signaling pathway. The record is from RefSeq and is a predicted model, not a curated record. The transcript is spliced from 5 exons. Lineage: Eukaryota; Metazoa; Arthropoda; Insecta; Neuroptera; Chrysopidae.
UAAUAAAACGGAUCCUAGAUGAUGAAACACGUUCAAUUGUCACCAUACCGAUCACGUGCCGAUUCGGUAUCAUUAAGUUCAACAGCAUCAUAUUCUAGUUUAAGCCCUGAGCCACUUGGUUCACGUUCAUCUAGUUAUUCAUCGUUAAGCGAAUCUUCUGCGCCACAGACGACAAUUAAAGUGUAUGCGAAAUGUUUACGACCGGAUAUCGAAUACAAAACAUUGAGCAUAACAUUUCAAACAACUUGCAAAGAAGUGGUCACAACUUUGUUGAAUAAAUAUAAAAUGCGUCAUCGAGAUCCAAGAUUAUUUUACCUGUCGAUGGAAGUUACAGUACGAAAAGCUGGUGUUCGAACACAACUAGCGUUGGAUGAAGAUGCGCGACCUGCAGUUUUGCAAUCAUGUCAUCCUCGAGGGGAUUCAAAAUUUUCAUUACAAACCCGACGUGGUGGGUUAGUAAAAGUUUAUGAUUCAGCAUUGAUGAGCAACUCUCAAUAUAAGAGUCUUUUAAUCAGUGCCCGAACAACAUCCGAUGAAUUAAUUGCAUUAUUGUUAAGUUGCUAUGGAAGUUCAGAACCAAUUGAACAAUUUUCUUUAUAUGAAGUCAGCAAUGAUCGUGAACAACAACGGAAAUUACACCCAGACGAUAGACCAUUACUGGUUCAACAAUCGUGGCAGUUACCAUGCCAUUUCUUAAUCAGACGUAAUCCAGAUUAUCGGCCAUUAAGCAGACGAAAGUUUCAGUUUAAUUGGACACAUGAUUUAUCAACAAUUUCGAGUGGUACGACUAGUAACACAUCAACAAAACAACAUCCACAUUCAUCCACAAACCACUUGACGUCAUUACCGCCAAUAAUGCCAAAACGGAAUGAUGAACCAGAAAAACAAAAAUUUGUAGAAAGUAAAAGUCAACCAGCUACGCCGAAGUCAUCUUUAAAACAGUCAUUAAUACCUUCAUUGCAUCCAUUACGGAAACCGCCAUCAAUGCCAUGUAGUGGAACAAGCAAAACCAAGUAUGAAUUUCCAUCUUCAUCAUCAAUGAAAUUGGUCAACAGUACUUCAUAUUCAGAUUAUGAAAAUUGUUUCUAUAUAUAAAGAAAAGAAAAUUUUCCUCUAAUUGUUUUAUAAAUGUUCUUUGAUGUAUUUUCUUGUUUCUUAAGUACAAAUUUUUUUAUUUAUUUACGAGAAAUUUGGAAUUUUUAACUCAAAAGAUAUUAUUGGCUUAAAUAUAAGCCCUGGGGGAAACUGAAAAAACACUCCGUUUUCUAUCGACUUAUUAUCAUCAUUUUGUCGUCUUCUAAUUUUGUCUCGAUUGUCGCAACACAGUAUUUUUUCCAGUCUUCGAAACCCCUAUUUAGUCACUUCACUCUAUCGCUUUCAGCACUUUCAAAGUAUUUUGGUCUCGUUCGACUCAAAACAAGUAUAUUAGAGUGAUAAUUUAGUUCCGGGAAUAAAAUGAAGUCAAUCGGAAUCAAAUCUGGUGAUUAUGGUUAUUGACCGAUGGUAUUUGUAGAGGUGGUUUUAGGCUUAAGUCCAUGAGACCUAGGCAACAUUUGAACGCUCAAAAUUUUAAAAGUUACUAAUUUUUAAAAGGCACAAUUAAGUUUUUUGUCAAUUCUGAGAUUGAAUCCGCCACUGGGUAUUUGUCGCAUUUAAGGCCUUAAAUUUCGUUACAAAUACUCACCUACGCGAUUUUGUACUACUGUUAUGCAAAAUUCUUGAAUUAUUAAAUUAACGCCAAUUCUUUCGAAAUCAAACAUGAUAGACCAAACCCUGAAACAUUUUUGAUGGAAUUUUUUGAGCUUUUUCCUAACCAAAAACCUUUUGCAACGGAAAACAAUUUUAUAUUGGCUGCUAACUAUUUUAACCCAACAAAAAUUGUAAUAAUGAGCAGCUGCUGACUUUUACUUCAUUUUAUCAAUCAAAGACACCAAAUUUCUCGUAAUUUCUUUCUCGUAGCUAAUAAAAAAUCUAUUUAAUUUAUUUAAUAUGUGUGAAAAUGAAACCAAAGUU